UGUCGCCUUAUGUUAUUUACUUCCUCGCUGCUUCCUCUCCCCGACCAAAACAUACACAUUUUAACACCACCUUCUUUUUUUAUGUAUUGGGAAGUCGCAAGCAAAACACAACCACUGGCUCGGACAUUCCACGCCUGACACUAUUAAGAUAUUGGUUGAUCGAGCGAAUUCAGAGUUUGUUAAGGGAGUGAAUCCGCGAUGCACGCAAAGACAGACUCGGAAGUGACCAGUCUCGCCCCAUCGUCCCCUACCAGAUCUCCUCGCCGUCCAGUGUACUACGUGCAGAGCCCAUCACGUGAUUCUCACGAUGGAGAGAAGACGGCGACGUCGUUUCACUCCACUCCUGUUCUCAGCCCAAUGGGCUCACCUCCCCACUCUCACUCCUCCGUGGGCCGCCACUCUCGGGAGUCAUCUUCUAGCCGAUUCUCCGGGUCUCUGAAACCCGGAUCCCGUAAAGUCACGCCCAAUGACGGAUCCUCUCGGGGCGGGCAGAGGAAGGGACAGAAGCAAUGGAAGGAAAUUGACGUUAUUGAAGAAGAAGGACUCCUUGAAGACCAAGAGCGUCAAAAGGGUAUCCCUCGGAGAUGCUAUUUCCCCGCUUUUGUUGUUGGAUUCUUUAUUCUUUUCUCCAUGUUUUCACUGAUUCUCUGGGGCGCCAGUAAAUCCCAGAAGCCCGAGAUCACAAUGAAGAGCAUGACAUUUGAGCGAUUCAAUAUUCAAGCUGGGUCAGAUUCUACAGGAGUGGCCACUGAUAUGAUCUCUGUGAACUCCACAGUGAAACUGAUCUAUCGAAACACUGGUACAUUUUUUGGAGUCCGUGUAACAUCAACCCCAGUAGAUCUAUUGUUUUCCGAUCUCACCAUAGCCUCUGGAGCUGUGAAGAAGUUCCAUCAAUCAAGGAGUAGCCAGAGAUUGGUGAGUAUAUCAGUGAUGGGUAAUAAUAUCCCAAUGUACGGAGGCGGAGCGAGCAUCAGCAGUUCAACGGGCACAACCACAUUGCCAGUUCCUCUGAAGCUGAGCUUCACAAUCAGAUCGCGAGCUAACGUUCUGGGCAAAUUGGUAAAGCCAAAGUUCUACAAGAACAUCGAAUGCGAUGUAACUUUCGAUCCAAAGAAGCUGAAUGUCCCAAUCUCAUUGAAGAAGUCUUGCACGUUUGAUUGAUGGUGAUGGGAUCACAUGGGAAGGAUUCUUUUGUCCAAAACGUUUAUUAAAUUUGUUUAUUUAUUCCUUUUAUCUUUUAUGGAAAGUGAAGAUAGUGAGAGACAGCACAGAGGGCAAAGAAGUGGAGAACACGGUUUUUGACAUCACCAUGUGCCAAACACGUGAAUUCUGCACACUUGUUUAUGUAUUGUUUUCAUUUAUUCUGGAUGCUAAAAGUCAGAAACAAGAGUUGUUCAUCAGCUGUUAAUUAUUUAAUGUAAUUAUGAGACUUUGUUGGUUUGUAAUUAUGAGACUUUUGAUCUACAA
Molecule: messenger RNA, 1467 nt
Organism: Tripterygium wilfordii
Lineage: Eukaryota; Viridiplantae; Streptophyta; Magnoliopsida; Celastrales; Celastraceae
Exons: 3
Coding region: 199-1161 (320 amino acids)
Source: RefSeq, a predicted model, not a curated record